AUGGCUUCCAACACUAGAACCUUCAUCUCAAACACAGAUGAUGAUAACCAAAUCACAGCGGUACAAACGAUAGAGGCCGAGGGCCUCGAUAAAGUUGUCCCCGACUCAGGGGCCACACACAACGACAAAAAUGAUAUGCACCGAAUGGGAAAGCUUCAAGAAUUCAAGCGCAAUUUCCGCCCAUUAGCUGCGUUGAGCUUUUCGGCCGUUCUCCAAGCCACGUGGGAGUUUAUCUUGAUAUCUAACUCCCAGGGCCUGCAAAAUGGAGGGCUUGCUGGCCUUUUCUGGUCCUUCAUAUGGACCUUCAUUGGAUUCGGGUUUAUUAUCGUCAGUCUUGCUGAAAUGGCGUCCAUGGCGCCGACUUCUGGUGGUCAGUAUCACUGGGUUUCAGAGUUUGCUCCAAGGCGAUUUCAGAAAUUCCUCAGCUAUACAACAGGAUGGAUGUCCGUCUUGGCUUGGCAAGCCGGAGCAGCAAGUGGGUCCUUUCUCACUGGAACGAUCAUUCAAGGCUUGAUCACCAUACGAAAUCCAGAAUACGAGGCACAAAAUUGGCAGGGGACUCUCUUUGUUUGGGCGAUGAUUGCACUCAUCUACGUUUUCAACGUCUAUGCCGCAAAUUGGAUGCCACGGAUACAAAAUCUACUUCUUGCUCUGCAUCUUAUUUGCUGGGUGAUUGUGGUUGUCACGCUAUUUGCCAUGGCGCCCCACCAACCUGGGAAGGUAGUGUUUACUGAGUUUUACAACGGUGGCGGCUGGCCAACAAUAGGAGUGAGCUUGAUGGUCGGCCAGAUAUCCGCUAUAUAUGGGUCACUUAGUUCUGAUGCCACUGCACAUAUGUCGGAAGAGGUAAAGGAUGCUGGGCGCUACGUUCCCAUCGCCAUUGUAUGGGGAUAUUUUGGUAAUGGCGUUUUGGCAAUUAUUGUUCUUGUUGGGUUGCUACUCUCAAUCCAAUCGGUUCCAGCGUCGCUCACUGACAGCUCCGGGUUCCCAUUCCUCUAUGUUCUACGAAAUACGCUUUCCCUAGCUGGAGUUAACGGAUUAGCCUCCAUAAUCCUGGUUCCUGUCAUUUUCAGCAACAUUCUGUUCAAUGCAUCGACGGCCCGUCAAACCCAUGCCUUUGCUCGUGACAAGGGUCUUCCCUUUGCUCGGUGGAUCUCCCAUGUUGAUCCUCGCCGUCGAAUUCCCGUUCGCGCCAUCGGCCUUUCGUGCUUGGCAAGCGGCUUGCUCUCACUAAUCUAUAUCGGAUCCUCGGUCGCAUUUAAUGCUAUUAUCUCUUUGAAUGUCGCGGCUCUCAUGUACACCUAUGCCAUUUCCAUGAGCUGCGUGAUCUAUCGAAAGAUAUGUAGUCCUGAGACACUUCCAGCACGACGAUGGUCUCUAGGCUCUGCCGGAUUGGCCAUCAACAUUAUUGGCCUGAUUUAUGUGUGCUUCGCUCUAUUUUGGUCUUUCUGGCCACCUAGCCCAUCUGCUGCAGUCGAAGACUUUAACUGGAGUGUGGUUAUAUUUGUGGGAGUCUUCAUUCUCAGCCUCGUCAUGUAUGUAUUCCAAGGGAAGAGGCAGUAUGUGGGGCCUGUUGUUAUGGUGCAAAGGCGCGACUAA
Messenger RNA from Penicillium pulvis, 1599 nucleotides. RefSeq lists its product as uncharacterized. Gene Ontology annotation, molecular function: transmembrane transporter activity. Bases 1 to 1599 code for a protein of 532 amino acids. The transcript has 5 exons. The record is from RefSeq and is a predicted model, not a curated record. NCBI's taxonomy places the organism in Eukaryota, Fungi, Ascomycota, Eurotiomycetes, Eurotiales, Aspergillaceae. Gene Ontology annotation, biological process: transmembrane transport. Gene Ontology annotation, cellular component: membrane.